Microtus oregoni (creeping vole) is the source of this 1773-nucleotide messenger RNA. It is a transcript of the gene Nipal1, whose product is annotated as NIPA like domain containing 1. The record is from RefSeq and is a predicted model, not a curated record. The transcript has 7 exons. Gene Ontology annotation, molecular function: magnesium ion transmembrane transporter activity. Gene Ontology annotation, biological process: magnesium ion transport. Lineage: Eukaryota; Metazoa; Chordata; Mammalia; Rodentia; Cricetidae. Gene Ontology annotation, cellular component: membrane. The coding region runs from base 282 to 1481 and encodes 399 amino acids.
CUGGCGCCGAGGAAGCCCGGUCCCCAGGCCAUGGGGGGUCAGCUGAGGCUGCCGCCCGGAGAGCCCUGCCAAGAAGGCUGGCCUCAAUUGUGAGCUGAACUGCCAAGGGCCUGAAUUUCACGAGAGUGCCACCACACGGGCUCACGUCUUGGGUUAUGAGAUGCCCACUGGAAGAACGCGGAGUCCUGGCUACUGGAAACAUUUGCAGUUGUUCUUUUUGAGCAAUGUUCUAGAACAUUUCUCAGUGUAAUUUUUUCUAGAAAUUCCUUAAAUAAUGUUACAUGCUGUCUCUGGUCUGUCCCAACUCUGCCCAGGCUUUCUGUGAGAUCACAAAUGUGUCACAGCUGCUGCCUUAUCCUGUCCUCUACACGGACCUGAACUCCACUCUAACCAACGUCAGCAUUUCAGCAAACGUAGAAAACAAAUACAGUCUGUACGCCGGCUUGGCACUGGCCAUCAGCUCUAGCAUUUUUAUCGGCUCAAGUUUCAUACUCAAGAAGAAGGGUCUCUUGCAACUGGCCAACAAGGGCAUUACUAGAGCAGGGCAAGGUGGACAUUCUUACCUCAAGGAAUGGGUGUGGUGGGCAGGACUGCUGUCCAUGGGAGCUGGAGAGGCAGCGAACUUUGCGGCUUAUGCCUUUGCACCUGCCACCUUGAUCACGCCCUUGGGGGCUCUGAGUGUUCUCGUGAGCGCAAUAUUGUCUUCCUAUUUUUUAAAUGAGCACUUGAACAUUCAUGGAAAAAUAGGCUGCAUAUUGAGCAUAUUGGGGUCAACUGUGAUGGUUAUCCAUGCCCCCCAAGAGGAAGAAGUCACUUCUUUGCACGAGAUGGAAAUAAAACUGAAGGAUCCAGGGUUCGUGUCCUUUGCUCUGAUCGUCUCUGUGAUCUCCUUGGUGCUGAUUGUGCUUGUGGCACCAAAGAAAGGACAGACAAAUAUCUUGGUCUACAUUGCAAUCUGCUCUUUGAUCGGAGCCUUUUCAGUUUCUUCUGCCAAGGGCUUGGGCAUCGCCGCCAAGGAGCUUUUAGAGUGGAAGCCUGUUUACAAGAAUCCCCUAGUCUUCAUCCUGUUGGCUGUGCUUAUCCUCUCAGUGGCGACACAGAUCAACUAUCUCAACAAAGCCCUGGACACUUUUAACACAUCUCUGGUGACUCCCAUUUAUUACGUGUUCUUCACAUCCAUGGUGGUGACGUGUUCUGCCAUCUUGUUCCAGGAGUGGUAUGGCAUGAAAGCCAGAGAUGUCAUUGGGACCCUGAGUGGAUUCUUCACCAUCAUCAAUGGCAUCUUCCUUCUACAUGCUUUUAAAAACACAGACAUCACCUGGAGUGAGCUCACAUCCACUGCUAAGAUGGAAGUCCUUUCUCCAAAUGGCCGUCAGAACAGCUAUGUUUUAUUAGAGAAUGCAGACUGUGCAGCCUCAGGCUAUGAUGAUGACGUCACCCUGUUUAGCAGGACUGAUGACCGAAAUCUCCAUAAACUUUGAACUUUGACCAAGAAACCUGGAGAGAAACAAUACUUACCUUUGGAAGGUCUGUUUGUAUGUUUGCAUAUUUAACACUGUACAAACACUCUAGAUGGGAGGACAAGGAAAAAGAAAGACUUUGUUCUCACCAUCAAAUUGGAAAAUCAAGUUUCAUCUUCUUCUAGAAGAUUCAUGUCUAUUAUGUUUUUGCAACCACUAAACAGUCCCUGCCCACAAACGUAGUCAAAGACUUAUAUUUUUCUCUGAAUAAUUCCCACUUUCACCUUAGUAAGGAAAUUAUGAACAGUUUCUG